AUGGAGUCUUCUGAGGUUGUGGAUGGAGCUGAUGUUGUUAUUCCGCUGUCUUCGGUUAAACAAGUCAUGGACAGGUAUGCAAACACUCUCUAUGGGUAUUUCUUGGGUAAACGGAUAGCGUUUCCGGUGGUGGAUUAUUUUGCUAAGAACAACUGGGUUAAGUAUGGUCUGGCAAGUUUGAUGAUGAAUGCGAACGGUUUCUUUUCCUUUAAGUUCAAAACUAAGGAAGGGAUGGAUAAAAUGUUAGAGGAUGGGCCAUGGUUGAUAAGAAAUGUUUCGAUUAUCUUGAAGGAGUGGUCGGCCUCUAUCAAACUGGAGAAAGAGGAUAUUAAAGCUAUUUCGGUGUGGGUAAAGAUGCACGAUGUGCCGUUAACGGCAUAUACUGAGGAUGCUCUUAGUUUGGUUGCAUCUAAGAUAGGGGUGCCUAAGAUGAUGGAUUCGUAUACUGCCACGAUGUGUGCUGAGUCUUGGGGUAGAAGCAGUUAUGUUAAAGCGCUUAUUGAGGUUCAGGCGGGGGAUGAUUUAAAGAGUAGUGUCACUGUUGCAAUUCCAUCUUUAUAUGGUAAUGGUUAUUCAAAAGUGGAGAUAAAAAUUGAAUAUGAUUGGGAGCCUUUAAGGUGUUUUGCUUGUUGUGUGUUUGGUCUUGAACAUAGCUCGUGCCCAAAGAACCCUCAGGUUGUUUCGAAUGGGGAAUAUGGAAAGAAGAGUGAUGAUUUUCAGGUUGUAGGUGAUAAAAAUAAGAAAGCCAACAUUCAAGGCCUCCACAUGAAAAAUCAAAAACCUAAGUUAGUCUACAGACCAAUUAUCAAACCAAAACCAAAACAGUCCUUAAGGAGUUCGAACAAGGUUUCAACGUCUAACCCAUUUGAUGCUCUUAAGGAUGAUGAUGGUGAUCAGGGAGGUACCACUGUGGGUCGAGUGUUGAAGAAGGGUACGCAAGCUAGUGGCGAGCAUGAUUCGGAUGAGGAGGAGGUUGUUGAAGUCUAUAAUGAAACUAACGAAUUUAUGACUUCGGGUACACGUUCUUCAUCUUCUAGAGCGGGGGCGAGCACUAAAAAUCAAGUGCCAUCGUCCAUCGGUUUCAUGCUCUAG
Molecule: messenger RNA, 1092 nt
Organism: Helianthus annuus (common sunflower)
Lineage: Eukaryota; Viridiplantae; Streptophyta; Magnoliopsida; Asterales; Asteraceae
Exons: 2
Coding region: 1-1092 (363 amino acids)
Source: RefSeq, a predicted model, not a curated record